This is a messenger RNA of Acipenser ruthenus (sterlet), 3324 nucleotides long. RefSeq names its product U6 snRNA-associated Sm-like protein LSm4. The record is from RefSeq and is a predicted model, not a curated record. Gene Ontology annotation, cellular component: U6 snRNP; P-body; spliceosomal tri-snRNP complex. Lineage: Eukaryota; Metazoa; Chordata; Actinopteri; Acipenseriformes; Acipenseridae. The transcript has 5 exons. The coding region runs from base 141 to 584 and encodes 147 amino acids. Gene Ontology annotation, biological process: P-body assembly; mRNA splicing, via spliceosome; nuclear-transcribed mRNA catabolic process. Gene Ontology annotation, molecular function: U6 snRNA binding.
UAUUGUAUCCCUCCUGCCUGCAGUUCAAAAUUGUGAUUGGAGAGUGCAGCCCCUGGACAACCCCAGGGUUAGACUGUGAGCCUCGUUAGCGUUGUGUUGGAGAGUAACACAGUAUAAAUACAUUACAGUAAUAAUUCAGAAUGCUUCCCUUAUCAUUGCUUAAGACAGCCCAGAACCACCCCAUGCUGGUGGAGUUGAAGAAUGGGGAGACGUACAACGGGCACCUGGUGAGCUGUGAUAACUGGAUGAACAUUAACCUGCGGGAGGUCAUCUGCACAUCCAGGGAUGGUGAUAAGUUCUGGAGGAUGCCAGAGUGUUACAUACGAGGCAGCACCAUCAAGUACCUGCGGAUCCCGGAUGAGAUCAUCGACAUGGUGAAAGAGGAGGUGGUGUCAAAGGGCAGGGGUCGCGGUGGCAUGCAGCAGAACAAGCAGCAGCUGCAGCAGAAGGGCCGCGGGGCUGGAGGUGCAGGCAGAGGUGUGUUCGGUGGGCGUGGCCGAGGCAUGGUAGGUGCAGGUGCAGGUGGCCGAGGGCAACAGGAGAAGAAACCUGGCAAGCCUCCAGGAGGAAAGAGCCAGCACUGAGAGGCCCAGCCCGUCCGCUGGUGUGUGCUGGAGCUCCCCACAGCUCUGUGAAGCACGCUACCUGACUGUGUUGUACUUCAUGUCAAAGCUACAUCCUAGUUCUACUGAGCGGAAAUUCAUUUUUGUUUCAUCAAUAGCCCUGCAGGUUAGAAUAUGUUAACUACUGUAUUUUUCUGUUUUUUGGGGGAGGCAGGGGGAGUGAAGUAAAGUCUAAUUUAGGGGUUGGAAACCUGGCAACAUUUUUAAUAAAGGCAUACAUCAGCAUAACAUUCUCAUUGUGCCUUUUAGUGUUCUAGGGGUCAUAUCCAUGAAGCUGAGCCCUUUCUUCUACAGCACUUACAAGUGCACUUGUGUGGCAGGUAAUAAGACCCCAUAUGCUACCCAUAGGCAGCUAUGUGGAGGUCUGGAAGUGGGGUUAUAUUACCUGAACUACAGGAAGGAAGUCAAAGGGACGGAGCACAAUGGUGAUAAUAAGCGUAAUGACUUUAACAGGAGUUCACCAGGCAAAGUAGUCAUUAAAUACAGUUUUCACCAAACAGAUCUGCUUGAUUUGUUGUUGGUAUUCCAUUGAUUUGCAAUAGUUUUCAUUCAUAAUAUUUAUUUUAGCUAUACUGUACAUAUACACACAUUGCAAUUAAAAACAUAAAGUGAUAUGAAGUGGGGGUGGAAAUAAUUUGCACCACAAAUGCAUGCACGUGAUAUUAAUUGGAGUGUGACAGUAACCGAAGUGAUGUUAUCUGGAGCUCGUCCCAUUGACUCCCAUUCUAUUCAGAUCAGGACAUUUCAGUGUGGUGAAUAAGCGGAGAGUGAUAUUAAACAGCUUUGACUGCAUUCAUUGAACUUGGUGUUGCGGUAGGUCUGGAACACAGUAAGGGAGAAUGUUAUGCUAAUGGAAAGAGACUUCACUACAGCCUUGGGUCUUGUUCUAAUGAAUGUAUUCUUUCCUGGGGGCCACUUGAUGCUUGCAGUAAUGGACGGGCCAGUGCUCCAGUUCCAGGUCAGUUUUCACCAACAGAUAGAUUUGUACUGUAUCAGGUGUGUUUGUGUCUUCUCGUCUUGCCUGAAGUUACACUGUGAGUUGUUUGCGUAGUGCGAACUUGUUCAAAUAAGUAAUCUUUAUAUUAUUAUUUUUAAAUCUUAUCUUUAGGCCCUAAAUUUAAACUAAUACACCCUAUUAUGGAGGGAAAUGCAAGUUUAUAUAACAUCUAGAGAAGUCUGUUUCAUAUUGGUGCAUCUUUAAGAAAGGUGUUGAAUUGGUUCUAAAAAUGAUUAUUUGUUUUGUUUUUACUUUUAAGGAAGUAGCCAUCCUUGUAUGUUUUAUAGAAUGAUAAAGGCGUGCUAAGCAAGGUUUGUAUAAAUUGCAUUCAUUUUAAGCCUUGCUUGGCAUGCCUUUUGUUGCCUUUGGGCAGACUUAAGACUAUUGAUUAUGACACCACAUUAAAGCAGUGUAACCAAGGGUUAAAACACCAUUGUAUUGCUUUUACUUAACUUUUGUAACAUAACUGCUCCCCGGUUUAUUGAGGUGAGAAUCUUCGAUGUAUUUUUUUUUUUUUUAAGUUCAUGCAGUGGAUUUCAAAUAGAGCACUAUAAUAUAAAUGAACCCCAGAGUCCUGAUCUGGUAGCCACUAGAUCAUUAGUGACUUUGAAGAGGGCAGUUUGAACUACAACACAUGAAGUGAUUCGGUACCACGAAGUGACAGCAAUGUCCUCUGUAGCGUUGUCUUUGCAUCAUCUAAAAUAAAAAAGCAAAAAAACCCUAAGAUCGUCAACAGAAUUGAAGGGGGUCAGUGAUAUUAUUGCUAGAGCUUAUGAAAGGUUUAAAUUGAAAACUCCCAGUCCUGUUUUUAUAAGUCCCUUACUUUAUGGAUUGACAGAAGUAAUGAAGCUUUCCCAUUUCAAAAAGUAAGCUAUAAAAUACCCGGACAAAACCCAAUUUUUCAGUAAAUGCCUUCAUCAUUAAUAAAGGUGAUUAAACUAGGGGCGUUAGCCUUGCUGUUUUACAUAGUAGUCCUUUUUUUAUAUUCAACGUUUCUGCCCAAUCCUUUCCAUAUACAAUGAAAUGCUGUAUGCAUACACAGAUGCAUGCUGCAGUGCUGUAUAAAAUAGUGGUGGAGAACUUCUGUCUGGUUACAAACAUUCUCAAUAUGCUAAAACCUAAACAUGUUAAAAGCUGCAGUUGAGGAAAUCAAAUGGAAAUGAACAGCCCUAGUUUAGACCUUGUGUUUGUUGGCUGUUUGCUCCUGUGGUUCUGAUCGUGUGGAUGGUGAGGAUUCAGUCUGAACAUGCCAGCUUGGGAAACUGCUUCAGGAUAGGCAGAUAUAUAUAAAAUGGUUUCUGUUGGAACCAGUGCAUGUUUACACCUAUAUCUCUGUGUAAGUUCACUCCCAUGAGCUGACAUAUGACUCACAUAUUCUGUGCACUUAGCUGGAGUAAAUAGGAAGAUAUUCACAUAAUAAAAUCCAGCAGUAGGGAGGGUGUGGCUGUGUAAUUAGUUUUGUGUGUGUUGCAGUAUAAAGAGCGUGCUUGUUUAAAUAACCCCCCCUCUUUUUGUAUUUCCAACUUUGUUUAGUUACCAAAUAGGAGUUUUGAUUUAUUUGUGAAAUGUGUUUGAUUUACAGACUUUGAUGGCCUGAUUUGGCAAAUGAAAGUACUACAAUAUUUGAUUUAUUAUACAGUAGUUCUUAUAAAUACGUUUUCAAGGAUUUUUGUUUUUUAAUUUAAUAAAAAUAUAUAAAAAUGA